CAGGUUGCUGUGGCUGUGUAUACUAAUUAUUACUAUUAUCAUAACACGCUCGUGAACAGUGUCUGCACGCGCAGUACAGCGGCAGCAACGGCGGCGGUAGUGCGUGCGUAUCUCACUUGCGGCGUUCAGUGAUAUUGUGAUAAUACAUCGCGGUAUGUUAUAUUAUUAUCAUCACACAUUCGUACUUUAACUAUAUUGUUAUUUAAUUAUUACGUUAAUAAAACAGUUCAUUCACGUACAAAUCGAUCGAUCUUACAUCGGUCUAAUUGUAUUAAAAAAAAAAAUUCUUAUCGACAGUCUUGGUCCAGGCCGCCGGAAAGCGCCGGAGAGAAAAAGUAGUAAUAAUUUCUCUGCAGUCCACGUCUCUCGAUAUCAUUUGACUUUUAAAAUAAUAAAAAUACCAAAAUCAGUUUCCGCGUACACUCGCAUCGGCAUCGAUAAAUGUCAUCGGCACCGUCCGGGCCCGCACCACUCGCACCGUCAACGCAAUGAUUGCUUCGGAGACCCGUAACCAUUGCGCCGCCGUAGUCAUGGAUUUGAGCACUCGGGCCAGUUCCGGCGGCGGAGGCGACUCCAACGACGGCGGCAACCACGGUCGCCGGCGCAGCGGUGGCGGCAGACCAGCCAAGUCGGUGUUUUCCAUCCGGAGUCUGGUCGGCGAGGAUACCGUUCGCAGCCGUUGCGACCGGAACAUGGACGGCAGCGGUGACGACGACGACCUAGACGAUCGCGCAGCAGCGGCGGCGGCAGUAUCAGCAGCGGCAGUGUCGGCUGCGGCCGCGGUGGUAUCGGCGUCGGGAGUUUCGGCAGUGGCCGCCGUGGCGUCGGUGGACGAAAUAAGCCACGGACUGCAGAAAGACGACCAGCCGCAGUCAGCUGAGUGUGCACUUACGCACGCAGCAGUGCCGUUCGACGACCGGCAACGCACCGCCGCGGCCACCGCGGUGGCCAUGGCCGCUACCAUGAUGCGAGAGAGGUCCGCUGUCGUGGCGGCGGCUAUGGUGGCUCAACAGCAGCAACAACAACAGCAACAACACAAGCAGCUCCAACACCAGCAGCAGCAGCAGCAACAACAACAGCAGCAGCAACAGCAACAACACCACCAAAUGCAACAGCAGCAACAGUUGCAACAACAACAGCAACAGCAACACUGCAGAUCGUUAAUGGCUUCGGUGGCCAGUAGCGGUGGCCGCGGUCCCGGAACCGGCUCGAUCGGUUACGAUUAUUAUUCGUCGCCGCCACCCGGCUACUACGGCGGCGCCGUGGACGACGAUAACGGUGCGGACGACGACGCGGAAAACGGCGGUUGCGACGACCACGCCGACGGUGACGGCAGGGACGGGAUCGUGGACAUGAGCGGCGCCGGUGGUGGCCACGACGCUUCGGCGGACAACGAGGACGACUGCUACGGUGGCCCGCCGUCCGCGGGCGGUACCAACAAGAGGAAACAGCGUCGGUACAGGACCACGUUCACCAGCUACCAGCUGGACGAGCUGGAGAAGGCGUUCGGCCGUACCCACUACCCGGACGUGUUCACCAGGGAGGAACUGGCGUCGAAAAUUGGACUGACUGAAGCGAGAAUACAGGUAUGGUUCCAAAACCGACGAGCAAAAUGGCGCAAGCAGGAAAAAGUCGGUCCGCAGGCUCACCCUUACAGUGGUGGCGGUGGAAAUCCGUACUUAGGCGUGCCGAGUUCCAUGUCGGCCGGUCGCCACAGUCCGUCUGGGGCCGCGUUGAGCCCACUUCCGGCCAACCCACCAUUCAUGAUGACGGGUGGCAUGGGGUUAGGUGGUAGUGGCCCGUUGGGUAUGGGCAACAUUGGUCUGGGCAGCCACCAUCUACUGCACCCCGGACACCACCACCAUCACCACCAUCACCAGCAGCAGUUACAAGCCGCGGCUGCUAUGGCCGCUGCAUUGCGCGGCCACCACCACCAGCACCAUCAUCCGGGCAACGGUGGCACGGGCAGAUCACCGCCACUACCGCCGACGUCGCAAGCCUUGUCAACCGUCGCCGCGGCCGCCAUGGAACUGCAACUCCAGCAACAGCAACAGCACCAACGCAGCAACGGGGCCGCCGCAGCCGCAGCUGCAGCUGCAGUCGCAGCGGCGGCAGCUAACUUCCGUGGUUAUCCGUCUCAGUUGCAGCAGCAAAGAUCACCACCCGGAAACGAUAGCGCCUCGACCACUCCGCCUGCUCCAAACAGCAACUCGCCGCCACCCACGAUUCCGCUCCAGCCGACACUAUACCAUCCGGCACCAGUGACCGCACCACCGGCUGUGCCGUCUCCGCACCAUCUCCACCAUCACCAUCCCUACGCCGCCGCUUAUCACCAACACCUCCGCGGGGGAAUCGGUGGUCAGGGAUACCAACAUCACCAUCAACAGCAACAACAGCAGCAGCAGCAACACUUCAACAGCCUUCUGGCCAACAUGGCCAUGGCUGCGGCCGCUAUGCGACCCUCCACCGUCGUCGGCGGUGCUCGAUCACCACCGCUUUCGCAGACGACGCCGCCGGCCAUACUGCACCCACCACCUCCUCCGCCGCCGCUGACGACGGGUCCGCUCGCCGUACCAGUGCCACCUCGGUCCGAUUCGUCGACCACCUCACCGCCGGCCGCAGUGAUUCGAGGGGGCGGUGGCAGUCGGAGCUGCAGCGAUAGGAGCAGCCCAGCCGGUUCGGACGGUGACGCGUGUCCGGCGGACCCAGUGGCCGCAGCCGCCACUGCAGCAGCUGCCGCCGAACUGAACCGCCGGUCGUCAAGCAUCGCGGCGCUCCGCAUGAAAGCUCGCCGUCACCGGGAUGAGAUCCGCUUGCGUGGCAGUAGCAACGCCGGCGACGAUGUCGCCAAUGCAAACGGUGGCCGCUGUUCUUCCUCGUCGUCGCUGUCGUCGUCCACCUCGUCGUAAUCACCUCGAACAUGACUGUCGUCGUCGUUGCAGGCGCCAAGUUUCCACUUUACCAUAUCGUGAAGGGUUCUGCGGUUGAAUACAACGUAGGUAACGCGUUAUCGUGUCGGUAACACGUUACCAAUACACCUUAUAUAUUCAACCCUAUACCAGGUAUGGUAUAAUGGAAACUAGGGUUAAGUGUCGACGACGUUAAGGUGCGGUUAGGUUAGGCGAUUACUUUUGUAUUAGGCGUAUAUGGUUUGUACCGCGGACAUCGUAUUAAUACUGUCUUAAAAUACUUAAAUGUUUUAUGUUACAAAUAUUCAGUGUUAGUACACGUCUAUAAUUUUUAGUGACUAUAUAGAUACUGUAACUACCUCCGCCUAUGUAUUUUCAUAUUUUUAUUACGCACAAUAUAAUUUUCACCGUCCUGAAACAGCCGCCGGCGGUGAGCAUGGCCAAUGCAAUAAUGAUAUAGGCAGGCACAUGGUACGAUACGUCGAUGAUAUUAUUAUCGCAGUGUGUUAUACGAAUCGCUUCCGUAAAAUAAUUAAAUUUAAUAACGAUUAGGUCGGUUUUUUUUAUUUCUUUCGUUCCGAAUUACUACUACACUGCCUACGAUGAAUCGGAAGGCGGUGACGGCGGAGAAAUCGCCCCCGUUCGCUGCGCCUCCCGCCACAGCAUAGGUUAGGUCUUAACGCGCGCCCCACCCGACGACGCGAGGCGCAAUUUGUGCUGGCCCCGAUGGAUUGUACCCGCCGCCACUGCAGUAGUCAUCGGAUAGAUCGGUCUAAUAAAAUAUAAUACACGAGAACGACGACGUCCGAUCGAUAUACCUACAUGCCUACGCACAGGUACAAUGAUAAUAAUAAUAAUAAUAAUAAUAACAUUUUCCCGAAACAUAAUGUAAUAUAAUGACGACGAGAUGGGUAAUUGGUAUUUUAACGAACCGAACGUGACGUUGCUCAAAAGCGAGCGCGACGCGCGGCGGCGCAAAACGAAUCGAAAACGAAAUCAAAUUAAAAACCAUAAACGAAUCCCAUCUGCCCAAGACACCGCCCACACGAAUCCGCUGGGUGAGCUGCUGUUGAGACGUCGUCGACUUCAGCGAGAGUAUAUUAUUAUCUGUACGCACAUAGAAAAUCUGUGUAUCAUAUUAUUAUGGCUUUGCCAUUACAAUCUCGUGAUGGAAAUUCUCAAAAAAUAAUGCACGCAGAGAAAGAAAAUUUCGGGUGAGCCGAUACAGUGUUAAUCGUUAUGUACGUGCACAGGUCGUGCGUAUCGUAUCAUAAUAUUAAUAUUAUGGGCAUACUGUAAAUGUGUGCGUAACUAAUUAAAAGAAACAUUUGCUAUCAAUAAAUGUACAUAUAUGUGUGGAUAUAUUAUAAUAUAGACAACGAUGACAUUUUUAAAAUCACUUUCCAAACUAUAUAGCACACGGUGUGAAAACAGAACGGCGUAAUCUUGGCCGACUUUAUUAUUACCAGUACUCAUGUCCUUAGUGUGUUAUCGAUUUAUCGUAAAGAUAUACUUACCUAUGCACGACUUCGACAGACCUAACGGCGUACUUGUGGUCGGUGCAGCCCUCCCCCCCCCCCAAAAAAAAAAUCAUAUAUAAGCCAGAAGCCUAUUGACUCGUAAACCAGCUCUGCCUAUAGUUGUCUAAAAUUACGCGUCGUGACUCGUGAGCUUAGAUAUAGGGAGCUACUGAGUGACCGCACUCAAUUAUAUUCUAUACAAUUAUUUAAUAUUAUUGAAUAUAAUUGAGUUAUAGAUUGAAACAGUCACCAGCGCCAUCUAUAACGUAUCUGAUCUAAAUCCACAGGACCGGUCCAUUUGAGUAUAAUAUAAUAUAAGGUAUGUAUGGUUUAGCGCAGUUUUCUGUAAGCACUUGGUAAAAUUCGACCGUUGUGCUUAAGAAUUGUAUUAUUCCCGAAAUUAUUAUUAUAGUAAGCAGUGGUGUCUCGCAUUAGGUUAGCCCGCGCUAAUCGAAACUUCUUGUAAUUAUACAGUAAACCGACGACGACGAUAUUAUCGUGUUUAUACGUAUGGGGCCUGUAACUAGUAGGUAGUAUAGUAGUUUAGCGGUAUAUGUAUUAUAGUUGUAGACUUGCGUAGUGUAUGGUAGAAAUAAUCAUAAUGUAAUUAUCUUAGUAUCGUAUUUUCGCGAUUAAUAUGUAUAUAUACCUAAUAUAAUUAUACAUUUUACUGUAGCCCGUAUAUGGUCUGUUUGUGCAACGCGGAAUUAAAUUAAAAAUUGUAAAAAUGAAGUAGUGGCUGCAGCUAUAUUAUAUGUUUUCACGGAUACGGCGGCCGUGGUACGUAAUAAUAGUACUGCCGGAUAAUAUAAUAUAUUAUACACUAUUACAGCCAUUAUUGGGACGAUGUAGAAGCGGUAUGCUGCACGUGCACAUCGG
Messenger RNA from Myzus persicae (green peach aphid), 5308 nucleotides. RefSeq lists its product as uncharacterized. Gene Ontology annotation, molecular function: RNA polymerase II transcription regulatory region sequence-specific DNA binding; DNA-binding transcription factor activity, RNA polymerase II-specific. NCBI's taxonomy places the organism in Eukaryota, Metazoa, Arthropoda, Insecta, Hemiptera, Aphididae. The transcript has 4 exons. The record is from RefSeq and is a predicted model, not a curated record. Bases 489 to 2909 code for a protein of 806 amino acids. Gene Ontology annotation, biological process: regulation of transcription by RNA polymerase II.